AUGAGCCGGGACAACCGCAGGAGCCAGACUCUGGACCUGAAGCUGAACCUUUCGCUGAUGCCGGCCAGGGGGGACGCGUCGAGAAGGAUGGGCGUCGCCGAUGACGCCUCCCCGGCGAGCUCAUGUUUGACGACGGCGUCGUCGUCGUCGGAGGCCGAGCUGGGGAUGAUGACCCCGGUGAGCACAGAGGUGGCGACGCCCAUGGUGCUCGCCGGCUGCCAGCGGUGCCUCAUGUACGUCAUGCUCUCUGCGGACGACCUCAAGUGUCCCAAGUGCUGGAGCACCGCCCUCAACUUCUUCCACAACACCACCACCAAGAACAAGAAGAACAGCAGCAAGAAGAGCAGGAUGUGCUAA
Molecule: messenger RNA, 357 nt
Organism: Musa acuminata AAA Group (dessert banana)
Lineage: Eukaryota; Viridiplantae; Streptophyta; Magnoliopsida; Zingiberales; Musaceae
Product: protein GL2-INTERACTING REPRESSOR 1-like
Exons: 1
Coding region: 1-357 (118 amino acids)
Source: RefSeq, a predicted model, not a curated record